CACCGGACAGAGGACCGGCGGAUCCAGGCAAGAGGGUGAGACCGGGGCUCCGCGCCCCGCCUGGGAGGCAAUUGCUGCGGGUUCCCGUCACACCGCCAUCGCCCUGAACUCCGGGGUAGAAGAGGUCCUUACCGGGGGAAAUGACUGCUGAUGAGCGGCCCUGGCGCUAUUCCUAUGGCGCAUGCGUGUCGCUGGAUCGGCGGCUGAUUAGACGGGGAUCUGGUUCGUGGGUGAAUCGGUUUCUGGUUUGUGGGGGUUUUUGGUAAAGGGAUGGCUAUCGGGGACUGCAGAGGCGUGAUUUAGAGCGCUCUCGGAGGGAGUGAAGGAGAUUAGAUCUCCCAGAUCAGCUCCAGUAGGCAAAUCAGAUCACUGCCCUGUCAUGUUCAUUAACAUUGACUCUGGUGAGCUUAUCACUGUCAAUGAACUCCGGGGGGUGGAAUCACAGUAAUCAAAAUGUCUCCAGGAGUAUCUAUGUAACCCUGUGGUCCUGCUUAGAAGCUAGAGUUGGACUGAGGCAACUCAGAGAUUGAUGCAGAAAUGGUCCAUUCCGAUACAGACAGGCAGACAGAGAAUUUCAUCAUCAGUUCAGAUGCCUGAACCCGGUUAAAAACGGGGAGCAUUCGUCCAACUUGGGUUGAGCCCUGCUUAUAACAGUGUGAUGUCAGACUCACCAGAGGGAUGAAAAUGAUCUCGUCUCAGUUGUUAUCCUUAACAAAUUGAUGUCUUCUGUAACACGAGUGAAUCUGCAGAUGCUGGAAAUAAAUAAAAAAACACAAAAUGCUGGCAGAACUCAGCAGGCCAGACAGCAUCUAUGGGAGGAGGACACAAAAGGCAAAGGAUUUGUGUUUGUGAAUCUCAAACAGAACAACAAACACGUCAGUCCCAACGUAUGUUGUCAUCAAUCUUUGAAUGUGGAGGAGGAGAUGCUUGAGAAAACAGCACACCGUUUGCAGCAAGGAGAACCCAAACACGUGCUCAGUGUCGGAGAGAGAUCUGGAUAAAGCAACCUGGUGAUAAACCUUGUGAAUUCUCUUCAAGUUAUUGAAGGAGUGAUCAAGUAUUUCCAUUGUAACGCCAGUAUAUCAGUGGUGGAACCUUGGAGCAGAAGAUGUAUCUCAGCCCAGCUGGAAAUGUGCUUUGUGUGUGAAGUAAAGUUUUCUGGUGUAACUCUGUGAAAUCCACUGCAACUAAGUGCCUGCCAACACACCAGCAUUUAUUCACCAGAGAUCAGGUCUUCAGCUGCAUUGUCUGUGUGAAGGAUUGACGUCUGACUUGAUGAAUUAACAGUUCACCUGCUGUGUGUGUGGGAAGGCAGUCACUUGAUCAUUCAACUUACUGACACAUCAGUGAGCUCACACAAGAGAGAGGAGAGACUGUUCAACUCUUCCGUGGGUGGGACGGGAUUCACUCGUUCAUCCCAUGUGAUGAGUCACCCCCUAAUGCACUCCAAGGAGAGGCCAUACAUCUGCUCGGACUGUGGGAAGGGAUUCACUCGCUCAUCCAACUUAAUUAGACACCAGCGAUUUCACUCUGGGGAGAAGCCGUUCACCUGCUCAGACUGUGGGAAGGGAUUUACUCAGUCAUCUCACUUGCAAGUACACCGGCGUGUUCACAGUGGAGAGAGACCAUAUAUCUGCCCUGUUUGUGGGAAGCGAUGUACUCAAUCAUCUGACCUGAUGAGGCACAAGCAAAUUCACACGGGAGAGAGGCCAUUCACCUGCUCUGAAUGUGGAAAGGGAUUCACUCAUUCGUCCUACCUGAUACAUCACCAGCAAGUUCACACUGGAGAGAGGCCAUUCACCUGCUCAGUCUGUGGGAAGGGAUUCACUCGGUCGUCUAAUCUACUGGCACAUCAGAGACUUCACACUGGGGACAGGCCGUUCACCUGUUCAGAGUGUGGGAAGGGAUUCACUGAAUCGUCACACCUGCACGCGCACCAGCGGGUUCAUACAGAAAAAAAAACAUUCACCUGCUCAGACUGUGGGGAUGUAUUCAAUCAGUUGUCUCAACUGCAAGCACACAGGCGAGUUCACGAUGGGGAGCAACCGGUUAUCUGCUCUGUUAGCAGGAAACAAUGCACUCGACCGUCUCAGCUGAUGAAGCAUCAGCGAGUUCACACUAGGGAGAGACCCUUCACCUGCUCAGAAUGUGGGAAGACGUUCACUCGGUCAUCCCAUCUCUUAUCACACCAGGCAGUUCACACUGGGGAGAGGCCAUUCACCUGCUCAGAGUGUGGGAAGGGAUUCACUCGGUCAUCCCAUCUCCUGGCACACCAGAGACUUCACACUGGGGAGAGGCCGUUUACCUGUUCAGACUGUGGAAAGGGAUUCACUGAGUCGUCUCACCUGCACGCGCACCAGCGAGUUCACACGGGAGAAAAGCCAUUCACCUGUCCUGUUUGUGGGAAGGGAUUCACUCACUCAUCUCAAGUGAGAAGACACCAGCGAGUUCACUCUGGGGAGAAGCCAUUCACCUGCUCAGACUGUGGGAAGGGAUUUACACAGUCAUCUCACUUGCAAGUACACCGGCGUGUUCACAGUGGAGAGAGACCAUACGUCUGCCCUGUUUGUGGGAAGCGAUGUACUCAAUCAUCUGACCUAUUGAGGCACAAGCGAAUUCACACGGGAGAGAGGCCGUUCACCUGCUCUGAAUGUGGAAAGGGAUUCACUCGGUCAUCUAACCUACUAGUACACCAGACGGUUCACACUGGGGAGAGGCCAUUCACCUGCUCAGUGUGUGGGAAGGGAUUUACACACUCGUCCUAUCUGAUAAGUCACCAGCGGGUUCACACCGGAGAGAGGCCAUUCACCUGCUUAGAAUGUGGGAAGAGAUUCAGUCGGUCGUCUAAUCUACUGGCGCACCAGAGAGUUCACGCUGGGGAGAAGCCAUUCAGCUGAUGAAUUGUGGGAAGUAAUUUACUGAAUAGUCAUAUUUGAACACACACCAGUGAGGUCACAGAGGAGAGAAACCAUUCACCCAUUCUGUGUCUGGGGAGAAGCCAUUUACCUGCUCAGACUGUGGGAAGGGAUUCACUCAAUCAGCUGAACUGCUGAAACACCAGCGAGUUCAUAGUGGGGAAGCCCGUUCACCUGUUGUGAAUGUGGGAAGGGAUUCACUCAGUUACACCACAUUGUGAAGUAUCAGUGGGUUUACACUGAGAGGCUGCAUACCUGGCCUGUGUGAGUAAACAGGUUUACUCGUUCAUCCUACCUGCUGGUACGCCAGCUCAAGAUUUUGGGGAGUUAUGUACGGUGUCUUCUCACCCAUAGACACCAUCAUGCUCACAUGAUGGGGUCCAUUCAUCUGCUCUGUGUGGCGGGGAUUCACUUGCUCAGCCCACAGGCAGAAACACCAGUGGGUUCACAGUGGAAAGAGGGCAUUCACCUGUUCUGUGUGUGGGAGGGAUAUACUCUGUCAUCCAGCCUGAAGAUAUAACUGCGAGUUCCCAUUGUACAGUAACCAUAUACCUGAUCUGACUCUGGGUAGUGAUUCCUUAAGAUCCCCAACCUCAGGACACAUAAGUGAGUUCACACUGGAGAGAGGUUAUCCAUCUGGUCUAGGUGUGGGAAGGAAUUCAUUCAGUCAUUUCAGCCACUGAGCACCAGCGAGUUCCCACGAGGGAGUAGCCGUUCACCUGUUCUGAGUGUGGGAAGGGUUUCAUUCAGUUAAACCACCUUGUGAGGCUCCAUUAAGUUCACAAUAAGGUGAGGCCACACUUCUGUCCUAAAUGAGCAAAGAGAUUUACUCAGUUGUCCCUUAUGGUGAGACUCCAGCAACUUCACAUCAAGGAGAAGGUUCAAAUAAGCUGUCUGUUAUAUUUUUAGGCAUCACGGCAGCUGGAUCUGGUUGCAAGCUCCUGAAUGAUUCUUCAUGUCAGGGUCUGCUGUUAUUGCAGCUGCUGAUCGCACCCGGGACUGAACUGAGCCUUCGAGGGUUUUGUUCUGUUGCUGUUGGCAGAAAAUGAGACUGGUGUUUAAUAUUGUAGAUUUGUGACAAAUAAAUCAGUUGCAU
This is a messenger RNA of Hypanus sabinus (Atlantic stingray), 4011 nucleotides long. RefSeq names its product zinc finger protein 271-like. The record is from RefSeq and is a predicted model, not a curated record. Gene Ontology annotation, biological process: regulation of DNA-templated transcription. The coding region runs from base 1425 to 2897 and encodes 490 amino acids. NCBI's taxonomy places the organism in Eukaryota, Metazoa, Chordata, Chondrichthyes, Myliobatiformes, Dasyatidae. The transcript is spliced from 2 exons. Gene Ontology annotation, molecular function: RNA polymerase II cis-regulatory region sequence-specific DNA binding; DNA-binding transcription factor activity, RNA polymerase II-specific.